AUGCGGCCCGGACAAAGGCGAACUCUGCCGCACACGCGCGGUGAGACACGAACACUCACACUCUGUGAGUCGCUAUCCCAGAGACCAUCAGAGACCCCCAGAAACCUCCCCGCAGCCCACAGACAAGCCCGCCACCGCCAGGCCCCGCCCCCCUCCUCUCCCUUCCCUUCGCCUCCCCUCCCCUCCAGCCAAGGAGGCGGGCGGCGUUGGCCGCGUCUUCCCGGAGUCCUCGCUUUCCUUAUUGCGCUUGCGCCUCCUGCCGUCUUCGCGCAGGCGCAGGAGGGGCGUGGAGGGGGUCCGGAGUGCAAUUGCGGCGACCGUACCGGCGCCGCUCGCCGUUCGCAGCGGGGCGGUGGGGAUGAGCCUCCGCCCGGCCCGGUUCAGAAGACGCGGGCAGAGCGGCACCGCACGCCAGACCGGGCCCCUCGCAGCCCGCUCGCCGCCGCCAGCCCGGAGCGGGGUCGCCGCGGAGCUCGAGGAGCGGCGCUGAGCGGCGCUGAGCGGAACCGCCCGCUCAGGCCCUGUCGGGCGGCGGAGGAGCGGGAGCCGUCGGGGCGGCCAGGCCCUCGCUCCCCGCGCGGUGGUUGGUCGCGCUAG
Molecule: messenger RNA, 597 nt
Organism: Lagopus muta (rock ptarmigan)
Lineage: Eukaryota; Metazoa; Chordata; Aves; Galliformes; Phasianidae
Exons: 1
Coding region: 1-597 (198 amino acids)
Source: RefSeq, a predicted model, not a curated record